Messenger RNA from Xenopus laevis (African clawed frog), 2515 nucleotides. It is a transcript of the gene cry2.S, whose product is annotated as cryptochrome circadian regulator 2 S homeolog. The record is from RefSeq and is marked provisional. Gene Ontology annotation, cellular component: cytoplasm; nucleus. Gene Ontology annotation, biological process: negative regulation of DNA-templated transcription; entrainment of circadian clock by photoperiod; circadian regulation of gene expression. Lineage: Eukaryota; Metazoa; Chordata; Amphibia; Anura; Pipidae. Gene Ontology annotation, molecular function: DNA binding; FAD binding.
GUGAUAUAAGGUGCGGCGGUACGUAGGUCGGAGAGUCGUGCCAGACUUGGGGGCACAGAACUAAAGAAACACAAACGGUACCAGGGUGGAGAGGAGCGGCCUGACAUGGAGGGUAAACCCUCGGUGAGCUCGGUGCAUUGGUUCCGGAAGGGACUGAGACUACACGAUAACCCAGCCUUGUUAGCUGCCCUGCGCGGUGCUAACUCCGUGCGAUGUGUCUACAUCCUGGAUCCUUGGUUUGCGGCCUCCUCCUCAGGGGGAGUCAAUCGCUGGAGGUUUCUCUUGCAGUCCUUGGAGGAUCUGGACAGCAGUUUAAGGAAGCUCAACUCUCGCCUGUUUGUAGUUCGAGGGCAACCGGCAGACGUCUUCCCCAAGCUGUUUAAGGAGUGGGGUGUCUCCCGCCUCACCUUCGAGUACGAUUCGGAGCCUUUCGGGAAGGAGCGAGAUGCGGUCAUUAUGAAGCUGGCGAAAGAAGCCGGAGUGGAGGUGAUCGUGGAGAACUCACAUACUCUGUAUGACUUGGACAGGGUUAUUGAACUGAACGGACAUAGCCCCCCUCUCACGUACAAGCGGUUCCAGGCCAUCAUCAGCCGCAUGGAGCUUCCUCGUCGGCCGGCCCCUAGUGUCACCCGCCAGCAGAUGGAGGCUUGCCGAGCAGAGAUCAAGCGCAAUCAUGAUGAAACAUAUGGGGUGCCAUCUCUUGAGGAGUUGGGAUUCCACAGUGAAAAUAAGGGACCCGCUAUUUGGCCAGGAGGAGAAACUGAAGCGCUGGCGCGUCUAGACAGACACCUGGAGCGUAAGGCUUGGGUGGCAAACUACGAGAGGCCCAGAAUGAGUGCCAACUCCCUGUUAGCAAGUCCUACGGGCCUCAGUCCUUACCUGCGAUUCGGAUGCUUGUCGUGUCGACUCUUCUAUUACCGCCUACAAGAGUUAUACCAGAAGGUGAAGAAAAACAGCCCUCCCCCAUUAUCCUUGUACGGGCAGCUGCUUUGGCGAGAGUUCUUCUACACGGCCGCCACUAACAACCCCAAAUUUGACCAAAUGGAAGGGAACCCAAUCUGUGUGCAGAUCCCCUGGGACAAGAACCCCAAGGCUCUGGCCAAGUGGACAGAAGGAAAGACGGGGUUCCCCUGGAUCGACGCCAUUAUGACGCAGCUCAGGCAGGAGGGCUGGAUACACCACUUGGCGAGGCACGCGGUUGCAUGUUUCCUCACCCGGGGGGAUCUGUGGAACAGCUGGGAGUGUGGCGUAAAGGUCUUCGAUGAAUUGUUGCUGGACGCAGAUUUUAGCGUGAACGCCGGCAGCUGGAUGUGGCUCUCGUGCAGCGCCUUUUUCCAACAAUUCUUCCACUGUUAUUGCCCCGUGGGCUUUGGAAGGCGAACAGAUCCAAGCGGGGACUAUGUAAAGCGGUAUCUUCCCGUGCUGAAGGCGUUCCCAUCCCGCUACAUAUAUGAGCCUUGGAGUGCCCCAGAGUCUGUACAGAAAGAAGCCAAGUGCAUUAUUGGUAUUGACUACCCAAAGCCCAUCGUAAACCACGCCGAGGCGAGCCGGAUGAAUAUAGAGCGCAUGAAACAGACCUACCAGCAGCUGUCCCACUAUAGAGGCCUCUGUAUCUUGGCUUCUGUACCAUCCUGUGUGGAAGACCUGGGAGGUCCCAUAACAGACUCCAGCCACAACCCAGCGGAAGCAGCUCCUAAACAGUCUCUGUGCAAUGCCGACUCCCCCAAACGCAAACUGGAGGGGUCAGAAGAAGCGUCGCACGUGAAGGUCAGGGUGCGGAGUGUCCCGGUGAUGAGGAGGCCAGAGAACGACUUCUGAGUGUCGCAUCUGAUGAGCUGCUGAAACAGAGAGAAACCUGCACCUGUAACAGCAUUAGGACUAGUGGGAGGCUGCACUUCCUGACGAUACCUGCGUUCCUAGAAGGGCCCCCUGAAUAUAUUUAAUCUCUUGGCUCCAAGACAAGCAACAAUAGUAUUAUUACUGGCAUCUCUGUCAGCCCUAGUUUUCUCCAACCUUUGGCUUGGUAUUUAAACAAGUGUCUGCUCCUAUAUCUGUUUAAGAGGUGUAAAUCAGGCUGCUGCGGAACUACAGCACGUCCCCUGAGGAUGAUGGGAGUUGUAGUUCCCCAAGCACUUUAGCGCUUCUGGCUGGAGAGCUCUGGUGUAGAUGGUGGAGGAUAUUUCAACCCUAAACCCAGCGAAUCCGCUCCGGUAGCAACCCUGGGCUGCAUCUGACAAUAUAAAAAAAAAAUAUAUAUAUCUAUAUAUAUAUAUAUAUAUAUAUAUAUAUAUAUAUAUAUAUAUAUAUAUAUAUAUAUCUAUCUAUAUAUAUAUCUACUAGAGGCUUACUCAUUGACGGUGCAAGAGGAGCUCAUACUCAUUCUGCCUCGGCAGGGGAGGGGUUAAUUUUGCAUGUUUUAGCAGAUAAAAAAGCUGCUGACGUGUCACCAGUCGUAUGUGUACAUUCUGCCCAUGUAUGUAAAUACAGAUGCUGUUUGUAUAAUAAAUGUAAUUUU